AUGGAAAUAUCUAAAAUCACCUCCCCCAGCGAAUGGGUCUACUUUGCGAAGGGCAAUGCCAACAUACUCUUCAAAUAUGUAGGCGCCCAUGACUACUUAAAGCACAAGUUGCUCAGAGUCAGACUAUUGAAAGAGGAAGAAGAAUAUAUAUCAACUUGUGAACUCUACGAUUUCAUUGAGUUGAAGUGUAAACCACUAUUUCCGAAACAAAUAAUAGAUAUUCAAUUGGUGGUGUUGACUACUGAUUUCAUAAGCAAGCUAAACAACAAUGGACACAAGGUGAUGGUCAAGGAAAGGUAUGGCCUUUUGCUACCCAAUAUAUUAUACGGGAACUACGAAAAGCAGUUUCUAUCGAAGCAUUGCCAACUCUACACAGGCUACUCUGAGGUACCCCAUAGCCUCAGCGAAACGGACGCAAGCCAAACAACAUCAAAGCAGAACCCAAGUGCUAUUGACUCCGUGAUUUUCGAGAUUAAGCCCAAGUGGCUCUACGACAACACGUCGUCUAAUUACUGUAGAACCUGCCUGUUAAACCAGUACAAGAAUUAUAAACAUCAUUUUUGCCCUUUGGACUUCCUUUACGAGGAUACCUUGGACCAGGGGUUGGCAGACUUUUUCUCUAAAUUUCCCCCGGAUCACUUAAAUCAAAUCGAAGUGGUCAACAGGAUACCUGUCAGGAAACUCUUCAGGUAUUUCUUGAACAAUCCUGAUAAUGUCUUCCAAAAGUUGAAAGAGUAUCAGAAGAUCAAUAAUAAAAAUGACCUUAUUAAGAAUUUAGGGUCCCCAUCGGAUGUGUCGCAUAAUUUGUCCUUGGUAAUGACAUUAAGAGAUGUAGGGUUAUUUAUAAAGUUUGAAAAGUAUAAUAGAUACAACAACAUCCAUAACUCUCAUAAUAACAUCAACAAUAUUAUCGAGAUAGAAGAUUAUGGAAAAUUUUUGUUAACGUGCAACAUUUACGAUUUAGACUUAAAACUGAAGAUGAAGUACCGCCAUUGGUUUGAAGUUGAACAGAAUUUACAGAGUAUCUACAAUAGUACCAAUGAGGAAUGGAGAUUUUGUACAAGACGAAACAUCAAAAACAACUUGGGGACAUAA
Molecule: messenger RNA, 1095 nt
Organism: Dujonia railenensis
Lineage: Eukaryota; Fungi; Ascomycota; Pichiomycetes; Serinales; Debaryomycetaceae
Source: the annotation of a GenBank genome assembly